AUGAAUGAAACAACAAUUAUUUCUAAUAUUCAAACAACAGUAGAAAAUCCUUUAUCAAAUAUAUCCUAUCAUCAUGAAAAAAUUUCAAAUAAAUUAACGAAUACUGUUCCACCACGUCUUAUGUCUGAAACAGUUCAAGAUAUUUUAAAUACAUUUAUAUUUUUUGAUUUAAAUGCAAAUCAAUUCAUUGAAAUAAAUGAAUUAAAACGUAUACUUAAUGCAUUAAAUUUUAAAAGAACAACUGAUGAAUGUCAUGAAAUAAUUAAUAUAUAUGAUUUAAAUAAUGAUCAAAUGAUUGAUUUUCAUGAAUUUAUAUUUGGUUUAGCUCGUUUAAUUAAACAUGAUGUUUUUACAUUAAUUGAUAUACAACAAAGAUUUAAUAAAUUUGAUGAUGAUCAAGAUGGUAAAAUUACAAUUACUACUUUACCAAUAUUAUUACGUAAAGGUUUUGGUAUAUCAGUUAAUGAUCGUGAAAUAUUUGAUUUACUUGCAAAAUUUGAUAUAAUUAAUGAAACAACAAGAAUAUCAUUUGAAAAAUUUAUUCGUAUGCUUCAAUUUGCUGUUCGACAAGGUGAAAAAUUACAAGCACCAGAAUAUAUGAAAAAAUUAAAUCAUCGUUGUGGACCAGCAUUAAGAAAUAUUCAUUAUAAUGAUAUGAAAUUACUUAAAAAAAGAAUGGGAGGAUAUCUUUCAUCAUCUAUGGACGACACAAUAAAUAAAUGA
This is a messenger RNA of Rotaria sordida, 723 nucleotides long. The record is from the annotation of a GenBank genome assembly. Lineage: Eukaryota; Metazoa; Rotifera; Eurotatoria; Philodinida; Philodinidae.